CAUUCUGAAAGCUUCAGCAAGCAGAUCAUCGGCGAUGUCGAACAUUGAGCAAGCCGUCCAGGCCGAGGCCGGCAAGGCGCAAGCCGAGGCCGAGUGCCAGGCGGAGCACGCCGCGCAGUCCGUCAAGGACGCCGCUGGCGCCACCGCUGGCGCCGCGGCCGACGCCGCAGGAGCUGCCGCCGACAGCGCGCAGCUGCAGCAGCACCGCGCCGCCGACGCCGUUCAGGAGGCUGCCGAUCAGGUGGCCCACACGGCCGAGGGCGCGGCGGCCGCCGUCAAGGACACGGUGGCCGGCGGCGGCCACUGAUGUAUCCAUCUGCUGACCUACAAAUUCAAAAU
Panicum hallii is the source of this 339-nucleotide messenger RNA. RefSeq names its product late embryogenesis abundant protein 14-like. Bases 35 to 307 code for a protein of 90 amino acids. The record is from RefSeq and is a predicted model, not a curated record. NCBI's taxonomy places the organism in Eukaryota, Viridiplantae, Streptophyta, Magnoliopsida, Poales, Poaceae. The transcript is spliced from 3 exons.